Messenger RNA from Dendrobium catenatum, 1389 nucleotides. Its product is annotated as putative 12-oxophytodienoate reductase 11. Gene Ontology annotation, molecular function: FMN binding; oxidoreductase activity. The transcript has 5 exons. Bases 93 to 1193 code for a protein of 366 amino acids. NCBI's taxonomy places the organism in Eukaryota, Viridiplantae, Streptophyta, Magnoliopsida, Asparagales, Orchidaceae. The record is from RefSeq and is a predicted model, not a curated record.
UUUCUCUUCUAUAAAUCUCUAUUGAAUUCUAACAUCAUCAAAGCUUUAGCUGUUCGGUUUUUUUCCAGGAGCAGAGCUCGCUUAGUAUAGCUAUGGCAGAAGAAGAGAAAAUACCACUUCUGAAACCCUACAAAAUGGGCAAAUUUCAUCUCUCUCACAGAAUAGUACUGGCACCACUAACAAGGUCAAGAUCCUAUGGAAAUAUCCCGCAACCUCAUGCCAUGCUCUAUUACUCUCAGAGGACAACAAAGGGAGGUUUUCUAAUUGCUGAAGCAACUGGGAUUUCUGAUACUGCUACAGGGUACCCAAACACUCCAGGAAUAUGGACCAAAGAACAGGUGGAUGGCUGGAAACCUAUUGUUAAGGCAGUGCAUGACAAGGGUGGCAUCUUCUUCUGCCAAAUAUGGCACACUGGAAGAGUCUCCAAUUAUGGUUACCAGCCAAACGGACAAGCACCUAUAUCGAGUACCGAUAAGUCUAUCCCUCCCCAAAAACAACAUGAUGACACCGUGGCGGAGUAUUCUUCUCCACGGCGCCUCGCGGCUGAAGAGAUCCCUCUAAUUAUUAAUGAUUUUAGACUUGCAGCAAGAAAUGCAAUUGAAGCUGGCUUUGAUGGGGUAGAGAUCCAUGCUGCCCAUGGGUACUUAAUAGAACAAUUUAUGAAGGAUGGUGCAAAUGAUAGAACUGACGAAUAUGGUGGAAGCAUAGAAAAUCGGUGCCGGUUCGCCCUUGAAAUCAUCGAGGCAGUCGUAAAUGAGAUUGGCGCCGAGCGUGUGGGCAUUAGACUCUCUCCUUUUGCGGAUUACAUGGAAUGUGGGGACUCAAAUCCAGAACAAUUGGGUUUUUACAUGGUGCAAUCAUUAAACAAAUAUGGAAUUCUAUAUUGCCAUAUGGUUGAGCCAAGAAUGUCAAUUGUUGAUAGUAGAAAGCAAAUUCCCCACCGUUUGCUUCCUAUGAGAAAGGCAUUCAAUGGUACUUUUAUUGCUGCAGGAGGAUAUGAUAGAGAUGAAGGUAAUAAGAAGGUGGCUGAGGGUUAUACUGAUUUAGUAGCAUAUGGGCGAUUGUUCUUAGCUAAUCCAGAUUUGCCACGAAGAUUUGAGCUAAAUUCUCCUCUCAAUAACUACAAUAGGUUCACUUUCUAUACUCCAGAUCCAGUUGUUGGGUAUACGGACUAUCCUUUUCUUGAUGACUAAAAUUUUCUUUAUACUUACAAGUGAGUAGAUUGAAUGUCAUUGUUGAAGAGAAAAGUGGGAGAGUACAUGCAAUUUAUCUCUGAUUGCACCCUUUGUAUUUCAUAAAAGAUUAUGUAUCAGAUUAUAUUUUUAACAUUCUUGAUCAAUCUUUGUUAAAAAGAAGUCCUCUUUAUAUAAUAUUGAAGAUAUUUCUCCA